GUUUGACUCCUGUUCCUUCUCUUCCAGUGCCGUGAGCCUGAAGCAAGCACGUGAAGUGAAAGACCCAUUACCAGCCAAAGAAGUGGCAGCGAUUUUGUUUCCUGUUUAAAGAGACAAAGAAAUUGCACAAACAUGGCCAAGAAAGAGGAUGACCUUGAUGUGUUGCUCCCUAGCUGGGCGGGGGCUGCUGCACAUGGGUUUACUAUAAGUGGCAGUGAUGAUGGCAUCUUCAUCAAGGACGUGGUUGAAAACUCCCCAGUAGGAAAGAGUGGAGUAAUGAAAGAAGGUGACCAAAUCGUAAGUGCAACUAUUUACUUUGAUGAAAUGGGGUAUGAUGAAGCACAGAAAAUUCUGCAGACAGUGGAUCGACACACAGUGGGACUGAAGUUACAUCGGAAAGGAGAAAGGCUUUCUCCCGGGGGAAAUUACUCCUGGGACCCGGAUCGAUUUGGGGCCACGAGUCCAGAAGCUGUAUUGAGUGGAGAUGAUGAAGACUAUCAGAGGAUUUUCAGAAAGAAAAUCAAGCCUCGUCUGAAGUCAGAAGAUGGUAUAGAGGCACCAGAUCAAGAUGACAUAUCUUCCAGUGUACGUAUCACCAGAAAGGUCAUUACACGCACAGUUCAUGUGACUAAUCCCACAGCUAUGACAGAUGUAGACAUCCACAGUCCAGAAUUUAAAAUAAAAGUCCCACGGCAUGAGCAAGUCAGUAUUGAAGGAUCAGGACCAAGGCUGGAAUCAUCAGAGAUGGAUAUGGAUGUUAAUCUCGCGGGCGCGGAAGGUUUAAAAUUUCAAAUGGGAGAUGGUCAACGGACAACACACACCAUGCACAUUGUAAAAACAAAAGUUGUAGAGGUGACUGGACCUGAUACAGAACAUGGCCAAACUACUUUCCACAUGCCGCAGAUCAACUUGGCAGGUGGAACAGUGCAAACAUCCAACCUUGAUGUCAAAUUUGCAAACACAGACAUGGGUAGGUCUGCACCAAAUGUUGAUGUCAGUCUCCCAAAGACGAGUAUUGGCUUUUCAGACCCAAACGUUACAACAGGUAUGCAAGUGGCUGCCAUUGAUACAACAAUAAUGAAACAAAAUGUUCAUACUGAAGAUUCAGAUGGAAAAAUCAGCACGCAUUCAAUCAAGAUGCCAGCAUGUACUAUUUCUGAAAUGCACAUUGAAAGCAAAUUCCCAGAAGGCGAUAUUAAAGCAACUGGAACCAAGAUCAAAGGUAAUGUUGAAAUGCAUGAUACAGAUCUGGCUUCUGGUAAAAUCAGAAAACCACAAUAUAAGAUUUCAGGAGUCAAUGUUUCAGAAUCAAAAUAUCAUAUCUCUUAUCCAGAUCUGGAAAUCGAACAAACAAAAGUGACAGAAGAACUUGACGCCCCAAAGAUCACUUUUGAGCGUGACAUUAAAGUUCCAAAUGUGAAUAUUAAAGGCACCAAAGUUGAGACAACUGCAAUGAAACAAAGUGGCCUCAAGUUUGAAGCGCCAUCUACACAUUUUGCCAAGCAACAGGCUCCAGAUUUGAAUCUCAAGGGCCCAAAGGUGAAAGGAGAACAUUGCAUUCAAAUGCCUUCUGCAAAUACAGAGGUGAGGAUCAAAGGUCCUAAGGUGGAUGUGGAUAUGCCAGAGGCUGAGAUUGAAGGGCGCAGUGCAAUGUUCAAUUUGCCAAGAUUCAAAACACACAAAUUCCAAACUAGUGGGUUGAAGCUGGAAGGUCAAGAUGUGAACAUUGAUGCCAAUCCUCCCGAGGUAGAUGUUAACCUUUCAGGACCCUCGUUGAAAGGAGAAGCUCAAAUGCCAAAUGUGAAUAUUGAGGGAACCGGUAAAAUAUCGGGAGCAAAAUUUGGUAUGCCAGGAUUCAAUGUCUUAGCACCUAAAACAGGAAUGGCCGAUUAUAAUCUGGACUUUAAAGGUCCAAAAGUGGAAGGAGAUAUUGCCGUUCCUGAUGUAAAUCUGAAAGGUGACAUUAAGGGCCCAAAAGUAGAUUUUAAAGGCCCCAAAGUUCAAAUUGAGGAAACUGAUAUAAAAGGAAGUGGAGCCCAGUUUUCAAUGCCACAUAUGAACUUGCCCAAGGUUCAGGCUCCUGAAAUUGAUUUGAAUUUCAGAGGCCCAAAACUGGAAGGGGAUCAUGGUAUUGGUGUACCUUCGGGAAAGGUGGAGAAAGAGCUCAAAGGACCUCAGGUAGAUCUUGAUGUGGGCGUAUCAGGAGCAGGAGGUACAAAGUUUGGCCUGCCAAAACAUAAACUGCCCAAAUUCCACAUGGAUGGGUCCAAAGUGGAAGUUCCAGUUGUCCACAUGGGUGGGAACAUUCGUGGCGCUGAUGUUAAACUCUCUGGAUCAAAGCUAGGAGGGGAUGUUAAAAUACCAGAUGUAGAUGUUGAGGGAACUGGUAAAAUAAAGGGCUCAACAUUGAAAGGGGACUUGGCUUCUGGAAAGGUGGAGGGAGGGAUCAAAGCACCUAAGGUUCAUGUUGACAUGGAUGUGCCAAGCGGUGAUGUUGGAGGUGUCAGUGGAAACAUGCGCGUGCCAAAAUUUAAAUUGCCCAAAUUCCAAAUGAGUGGGUCUAAAGUGGAAUGUUCAGAUUUGGACUUUGAUGUGGAUAUUCCAAGUGGCGACAUUAAACUAUCUGGACCCAAGCUAGAAAGAGAUGUUGAAAUGCCUGAUGUAGAUGUAGACGUUGAGGGAGCUGUUAAAAUCACAGACCCUAAAUUCAGCAUGCCAGGAUUCAAUCUGUCAGCACCCACGAUAGGAAUGCCUGAUGUUAAUCUGGACCUCAAAGGAACAAAAAUAGGCCAAAUCGAAGUCCCCGAUGUCAAAUUAAAACGUGAUAUCAAGGGCCCAAAUCUCGAUAUUAAAGGUCCCAACGUUAAUAUCGAGACACCUGACUUAAAGGGAAGAGGAGUUAAGUUUUCACUGCCAUCGAUGCAUUUGCCCAAGAUAGAGGCACCAGACAUUAACUUGAAUUCCAAAGGUUCAAAACUGAAAGGAGACUAUGGUGUUGACAUGCCUUCUGGAAAGUUCGAGGGAGAGAUCAAAGGACCUAAGGUUGAUGUUGAUGUGGAUAUGCCACAAGUUGAUGUUGAAGGAGAUGGUGGAAACUUCAGCUUGCCAAAGUUUAAAUUGCCCAAAUUCCACAUGGGUGGUUCAAAAGGAGGUCCAGAUGUGGGAGUUGACAUGAAUCUUCCUGAGGCCGAUGUUAAACUAUCUGGACCUAAGAUAGAAGGAGAUGUUAAAAUGCCCGAUGUAGAUGUAGAUGUUGAGGGGGCAGGGAAAUUCAAAGGCCCAACAUUCAAAACCCCAGGAUUCGAUGUCUCAGCACCCAAGAUACGAAUGCCUGAUGUGGACCUCAGAGGUCCAAAAAUGAGAGGAAAUUAUGACGUGGAUUUGCCGUCUGGAAAGGUGGAGGGCAAGAUCAAAGGACCCAAGGUUGAUGUGGAUGUGCCAGGGGGUGAUGUGGAAGGAGGCGGUGGAGGAUUCAGCGUGCCAAAAUUUAAAUUGCCCAAAUUCAGAAUGGGUGGGUCUAAAGUGGAGGGCCCAGAUAUGGACAUUGAUGCAAAUAUUCCUAGUGGUGACAUUAAACUAUCUGGACCCAAGCUGGAAGGCGAUGUCGAAAUGCCUGAUGUAGAUGUAGAUGUUGAGGGAGCUGGUAAAAUCAAGGGAUCUAAAUUCCACAUGCCAAAAUUCAAUCUCUCAGCACCCAAAAUAGGAAUGCCUGAUUUCAAUCUGGGCGCCAAAGGUCCAAAAGUGGAAGGAGAUGUUGGUAUUCCUGAUGUUAACCUGGAAGGUGACAUUAAGGGUCCGAAUGUCGACAUUAAAGGCCCCAGGGUUGAUAUUGAGACACCAGAUGUAAAUGGAAGCAAGGGCAAGUUUUCAAUGCCAUCCAUCCAUAUGCCUAAGUUUCAUGCACCAGAUAUUGAUUUGAAUUUCAAAAGUCCAAAAGUAAAAGGUGACUAUGAUGUUGAAAUGCCUUCUGGAAAGUUCGAGGGAGAGAUCAAAGCACCUAAGGUUGACGUUGACAUGGAUGUGCCAGGGGGUGAUGUUGAAGGAGUCGGUGGAAAGUUCAGCUUGCCAAAAUUUAAAAAAAAGUUUCCAGAUGUGGACAUUGAUGCAAAUAUUCCUGAGGCUGAUAUUAAACUAUCAGGACCUAAGAUACAAGGAGGUGUUGAAAUGCCUGAUGUAGAUCUAGACAUUGAGGGUGGCAGUAAAAUUAAGGGACCUAAAAUCCAUAUGCCAAAAUUCAAUCUCUCAGCACCCAAAAUAGGAAUGCCUGAUUUCAAUCUGGGCGCGAAAGGUCCAAAACUGGAGGGUGAUGUUGGUAUUCCUGAUGUUAACCUGGAAGGUGACAUUAAGGGUCCAAGUGUUGACAUUAAAGGCCCCAGAGUUGAUAUUGAGACACCAGAUGUAAAAGGAAGUGGAUUCAAGAUGUCAAUGCCUUCCAUCCACAUGCCUAAGUUUCAGGCACCAGACCUUGAUUUGAAUUUCAAAGGUACAAAGCUAGAAGGCGAGUAUGUUGUUGAAAUGCCUGCUGGAAAGGUGGAGGGUGAAUGCAAAGGACCUAAGGUUGAUGUGGACGUGGAUGUGCCACAAGUUGAUGUUGAAGGAGAUGGUGGAAAGUUCAGCUUGCCAAAGUUUAAAUUGCCCAAAUUCCACAUGGGUGGUUCAAAAGGAGGUCCAGAUGUGGGAGUUAAUAUGAAUCUUCCUGAGGCCGAUGUUAAACUAUCUGGACCUAAGAUAGAAGGAGGUGUUAAAAUGCCCGAUGUAGAUGUUGAGGGUGCAGGGAAAUUCAAGGGCCCAUCAUUCAAAACGCCAGGAUUCGAUGUCUCAGCACCCAAGAUACGAAUGCCUGAUGUGGACCUCAGAGGUCCAAAAAUGGGAGGAAAAUAUGACGUGGAUUUGCCGGCUGGAAAGGUGGUGGGUAAGAUCAACGGUCCCGAUGUUGAUGUGGAUGUGCCACGAGUUGAUGUGGAAGGAGGCGGUGGAGGAUUCAGUAUGCCAAAAUUUAAAUUGCCCAAAUUCCGAAUGGGUGGGUCUAAAGUGGAGGGCCCAGAUAUGGACAUUGAUGCAAAUAUUCCUAGUGGUGACAUUAAACUAUCUGGACCCAAGCUGGAAGGCGAUGUCGAAAUGCCUGAUGUAGAUGUAGAUGUUGAGGGAGCUGGUAAAAUCAAGGGAUCUAAAUUCCACAUGCCAAAAUUCAAUGUCUCAGCACCCAAAAUAGGAAUGCCUGAUUUCAAUCUGGGCGCCAAAGGUCCAAAAGUGGAAGGAGAUGUUGGUAUUCCUGAUGUUAACCUGGAAGGUGACAUUAAGGGUCCGAAUAUUGACAUAAAAGGCCCCAGAGUUGAUAUUGAGACACCAGAUGUAAAUGGAAGCAGGGGCAAGAUUUCAAUGCCAUCCAUUCACAUGCCUAAGUUUCAUGCACCAGAUAUUGAUUUGAAUUUCAAAAGUCCAAAACUAAAAGGAGACUAUUUGAUGUGUGAAGGAGAUGGUGGAAAGUUCAGCUUGCCAAAGUUUAAAUUGCCCAAAUUCCACAUGGGUGGUUCAAAAGGAGGUCCAGACGUGGGAGUUGACAUGAAUCUUCCUGAGGCCGAUGUUAAACUAUCUGGACCUAAGAUAGAAGGAGGUGUUAAAAUGCCAGAUGUAAAUGUAGAUGUUGAGGGUGCAGGGAAAUUCAAAGGCCCAACAUUCAAAACGCCAGGAUUCGAUGUCUCAGCACCCAAGAUACGAAUGCCUGAUGUGGACCUCAGAGGUCCAAAAAUGGGAGGAAAUUAUGACGUGGAUUUGCCAUCUGGAAAGAUGGAAGGCAAGAUCAAAGGACCCAAGGUUGAUGUGGAUGUGCCAGGGGUUGAUGUGGAAGGAGGCGGUGGAGGAUUCAGCAUGCCAAAAUUUAAAAUGCCCAAAUUCCGAAUGGGUGGGUCUAAAGUGGAGGGCCCAGAUAUGGACAUUGAUGCAAAUAUUCCUAGUGGUGACAUUAAACUAUCUGGACCCAAGCUGGAAGGCGAUGUCGAAAUGCCUGAUGUAGAUGUAGAUGUUGAGGGAGCUGGUAAAAUCAAGGGAUCUAAAUUCCACAUGCCAAAAUUCAAUCUCUCAGCACCCAAAAUAGGAAUGCCUGAUUUCAAUCUGGGCGUCAAAGGUCCAAACGUGGAAGGAGAUGUUGGUAUUCCUGAUGUUAACCUGGAAGGUGACAUUAAGGGUCCGAAUGUCGACAUUAAAGCCUCCAGAGUUGAUAUUGAGACACCAGAUGUAAAUGGAAGCAAGGGCAAGUUUUCAAUGCCAUCCAUCCAUAUGCCUAAGUUUCAUGCCCCAGAUAUUGAUUUGAAUUUCAAAAGUCCAAAAGUAAAAGGUGACUAUGAUGUUGAAAUGCCUUCUGGAAAGUUCGAGGGAGAGAUCAAAGCACCUAAGGUUGAUGUUGACAUGGAUGUGCCAGGGGGGGUGAUGUGGAAGGAGGCGGGGAGGAUUCAGCAUGCCAAAAUUUUAAAAUGCCCAAAUUCAGAAUGGGUGGGUCCUAAAGUGGAGGGCCCAGAUAUGGAUAUUGAUGCAAAUAUUCCUGAGGCUGACGAACUAUCAGGACCUAAGAUACAAGGAGGUGUUGAAAUGCCUGAUGUAGAUCUAGACAUUGAGGGUGGCAGUAAAGGCAAGGGAUCUAAAUUCCACAUGCCAAAAUUCAAUCUCUCAGCACCCAAAAUAGGAAUGCCUGAUUUCAAUCUGGGCGCCAAAGGUCCAAAAGUGGAAGGAGAUGUUGGUAUUCCUGAUGUUAACCUGGAAGGUGACAUUAAGGGGUCCGAAUGUCGACAUAAAAGCCCCAAAGUUGAUAUUGAGACACCAGAUGUAAAAGGAAGUGGAUUCAAGAUGUCAAUGCCUUCCAUCCAUUUGCCCAAGUUUCAUGCACCAGACCUUGAUUUGAAUUUCAAAGGUCCAAAUCUAAAAGGAGACUAUGAUGUUGACAUGCCUUCUGGAAAGGUGGAGGGUGAAUUCAAAGGACCUAAGGUUGAUGUGGAUGUGGAUGUGCCACAAGUUGAUGUUGAAGGAGAUGGUGGAAAGUUCAACUUGCCAAAGUUUAAAUUGCCCAAAUUCCACAUGGGUGGUUCAAAAGGAGGUCCAGAUGUGGGAGUUGACAUGAAUCUUCCUGAGGCCGAUGUUAAACUAUCUGGACCUAAGAUCGAAGGAGGUGUUAAAAUGCCAGAUGUAGAUGUAGAUGUUGAGGGUGCAGGGAAAUUCAAAGGACCAUCAUUCAAAUGCCAGGAUUUCGAUGUCUCAGCACCCAAGCUACGAAUGCCUGAUGUGGACCUCAGAGGUCCAAAAAUGGGAGGAAAUUAUGACGUGGAUUUGCCAUCUGGAAAGGUGGAAGGCAAGAUCAAAGGCCCCAAGGUUGAUGUGGAUGUGCCAGGGGUUGAUGUGGAAGGAGCGGGUGGAGGAUUCAGCAUGCCAAAAUUUAAAAUGCCCAAAAUGAUUCCGAAUGGGGGGUCUAAGUGGAGGGCCCCAGAUAUGGACAUUGAUGCAAAUAUUCCUAGUGGUGACAUUAAACUAUCUGGACCCAAGCUGGAAGGCGAUGUCGAAAUGCCUGAUGUAGUAGUAGAUGUUGAGGGAGCUGGUAAAAUCAAGGGAUCUAAAUUCCACAUGCCAAAAUUCAAUCUCUCAGCACCCAAAAUAGGAAUGCCUGAUUUCAAUCUGGCGUCAAAGGCUCCAAAAGUGGAAGGAGAUGUUGGGUAUUCCAAUGUUAACCUGGAAGGUGACAUUAAGGGUCCGAAUGUCGACAUUAAAGGCCCCAGAGUUGAUAUUGAGACACCAGAUGUAAAUGGAAGCAAGGGCAAGUUUUCAAUGCCAUCCAUCCACAUGCCUAAGUUUCAUGCACCAGAUAUUGAUUUGAAUUUCAAAAGUCCAAAAGUAAAAGGUGACUAUGAUGUUGAAAAUGCCUCUCUGGAAAGUUCGAGGGAGAGAUCAAAGGACCUAAGGAGGCGGGGGAGGUUCAGCAUGCCAAAAUUUAAAAUGCCCAAAUUCAGAAUGGGUGGGUCUAAAGUGGAGGGCCCAGAUAUGGAUAUUGAUGCAAAUAUUCCUGAGGCUGACAUUAAACUAUCAGGACCUAAGAUACAAGGAGGUGUUGAAAUGCCUGAUGUAGAUCUAGACAUUGAGGGUGGCAGUAAAGGCAAGGGAUCUAAAUUCCACAUGCCAAAAUUCAAUCUCUCAGCACCCAAAAUAGGAAUGCCUGAUUUCAAUCUGGGCGCCAAAGGUCCAAAAGUGGAAGGAGAUGUUGGUAUUCCUGAUGUUAACCUGGAAGGUGACAUUAAGGGUCCGAAUGUCGACAUUAAAGGUCCCAAAGUUGAUAUUGAGACAACAGAUGUAAAAGGAAGUGGAUUCAAAGAUGUCAAUGCCUUCCAUCCAUUUGCCCAAGUUUCAUGCACCAGACCUUGAU
Leucoraja erinaceus (little skate) is the source of this 8401-nucleotide messenger RNA. RefSeq names its product neuroblast differentiation-associated protein AHNAK-like. Gene Ontology annotation, cellular component: nucleus; cytoplasm; costamere. Gene Ontology annotation, molecular function: protein binding. Gene Ontology annotation, biological process: regulation of RNA splicing. NCBI's taxonomy places the organism in Eukaryota, Metazoa, Chordata, Chondrichthyes, Rajiformes, Rajidae. The record is from RefSeq and is a predicted model, not a curated record.